Messenger RNA from Cinara cedri, 23414 nucleotides. The record is from the annotation of a GenBank genome assembly. Lineage: Eukaryota; Metazoa; Arthropoda; Insecta; Hemiptera; Aphididae.
UGGUGAUUGUCGCCGAUCAUGUAUGGUAGUUUUGCGCGUUCGUGAAACAUGUGCUAUCCGCUUAGUGUUGGCCGUCUGUCGAUGUUGUUAUUACUGUGCAUCCGUCUGUCUGAUUAUAAUGUCAAAUACAUACACGGCUGAGAAAAAAUCGGAAACCAAAUCCAACCCUUCACAUUUGCCCACCAUCCGGAUACAAGCUGAAUUGUUCGAACCCACUGAAAAUAGAUAUCCUGUAUUCAACUAUCAAAAAUUAUUGCUCAUCGAAGAAGUAAGUUAUAGAAUUGAAAAUUCAUACAUUAUAUAUUAUGUAUACCUAUGAGUGUGAGUGUGUGUGUGUGUGUGUGUGCGUGUGUGUACGUACGUACGUGUGUAUGUGUGUGUAUGUGUAUGUGUGUGUGUUUGAGUAUAUUAUAUGUACAUACGAAUAUGUAAUACCUUAGUGCAAAAUAUUGUUAUACUUAUAACUUUUACAUACGUAUAAUGCAAUAACGACAAAUUACGUGUAUGUGUACACAAAUUGCAUUAUCACUACGAUUAUAAACAUUAAACACAACAACAUGUACUGUGAAACAUUCAUUGAUAAAUCAGAUUUUUAGAAGUUCCCAGGCUAUUGUUAUUAAAUAAUAUUAUUAUUAUCUAGUUAACUAUUAUUAUUAAAUUGUUUUAUUGAUUGUUUAAUUAAUAUUAUUACUAUUAUUAUUUUCCAUUUUUCAAUGAUAACAAUUAUAGCGUUGACCCGCCUUUCCUAUUGAUAUUAACUGUAUUCGCCAAUUUACUCCUGGACAAUUUUGUUAUAAAUAUUGAUUGAUUCUUAUUUAUUAUUGUGUGUAAGAUAAUAUUCCCGUUCAAGAUUUUUUGUUAGGCACCUACAUAAUGUCAUUUUUGGGUUAUACCUAUUACGUUUUAUGUAACUAUUUGUACAUUCUGUUUUCAUUUGUUAGUAAAAAUAUAUAUUAAUUUUAUUUUGAUUAAAAUAAUUUUAUAAUUUGGUCGAAAACUAUUUUUUACAAGAUUAUAAAACACAUAUUUUUUAUUUUAUAUCAAGUUGUAUACAAUUUUUGUUAGGUAAUAUUUUAGCUGCAUUAGUAAGUAACUAAUGUGUCCAAGGGUGGACCUAGGAAUUAGAUAAAAGGGGGUUAAACAAAUAAUUCACUAUUAUUCACUACAACCUAUCGAUUAUAAUAAUGUAAUUUUGAAGUUAAUAUAAAAUUUAAACAAUUUAGAAUUUACAUGCUAAAGGGAGGGGGCUUCAGCUUCCAUAACUGAGGCCGCUUUAUAUCUGCCCCUGCAUUAGUUCUAAUUUGUGUGUAGUUUCAAGUAAACUUAAACAUUCGACUUUUAAAAAAUUAAAUAAAUUUUUACCCUUAAAUCUUUUCAUUACUUAUUAAUUAAUUAUCAUUAUUAUUAUGUACCUACUGAACAUUUUUAGAUUUGAAACGUAGUGAGGGAUCUAUUUUUGUUUUGAAGUGAUUAUGAUAGAAGUGUAUUGUGAAUAUUUAGAUUCAAGGUGGCUAUUAUCAAAUAGUUGAUUAAAUAAAGAGAGAAAAGAAAACUUUUGACAUUUUAUCAGAUUGAAAUUAAUUAAAAAAAAAAAAAAAAUUAAAGUUUUUAAAAUGUUACUUUUAUUUAAUGUUUAACGCAUCAGGUUCAUAUCUUAUUAUCAUUUCCUAGAUUAUUUUUUCUUAACAUUAAAUUGUCAUUUGACCAAACAUUCUUAUUUUUGUAUCCAAUUUGGUAAAUAUCUAGGUAUAUAAAAAUUUGUUUUGUAUAGUUAAUUAUAUUUUGUAUGAAUAAACAAUAAGGUAAACAAUGGUUACUAAAAUGGCUUGAUAGCCAUUUUCAAAUUGUAUCAAUUCAUAGCAUGAUUGGCCAAUUAUAUAUUGUACUAGACACUUAGUGAUUAUUAAAAUUAAUAUUUGUAUUUUUUUUGUUUAUAGAAAAAACGUCGAAGAAGAGAUCAACAAUCUAAUUAUGUUGAUGAACAUGAUGAAUCGAUAAAACAAUUUGCAGAUCAUUAUGAACAAAAAUAUGCAAGUUUACAUAAAAACAUUGUUUAUUAAUAUAAUAAUAUUAUUAGAUUUUGAUUUUAGUAUAACUGGUUCAUAUGAUUUUUAUAAUAUCACACAUUAAUUUUAAAAUUUUGUGUAUAUAUUAACUGAAUCAAGGCUUGGUCUAGUAUUCACUUUUAAUAGUCUUCAAAAUUCUAAAUUUAGGGGUUGCAGAAUAAUAGUGGUAUAUUUCUAAUUGCAUUUAAAAAUAUAUUGAUUUAUUUUUUAAUAAAAUAUGUAACUAAGACUGUUUCAUUGAUAUAUUUACAUUACUUUAUAGGGGUCAAGUGGGGUUAAGAAGAAAAAAAAGAAAAAAACAGCAUUUUACAAUUAUUCUGAACUUGCUGCUGGUUAUGAUGAAAAUGAUUCAUUUAUUGACAAUACAGAAAUUGUAAGUAUAUAAGAUUAUAUGUAAUAGGGCUACUGAAUCUACUGAAUGUUUGUACCUAUGAAUAUUAAAUAAAUAACUACAAAUAAUACUUAUAUAUAUAUAUAUAUAUAUAUAUAUAUAUAUUUAUUCCUCUAUUAAUAAUUUGCAUGCUUAUUGAAAAUUAAUACUUGAUUGUAAAAUGUUUAAUUUUAAACUCUGGGUGUAGGUAUAAAUGUAAUGGGUCUACUAUGAUCAUAUUUGUGUUUUGAUAAUUAUUUUUAUCUACACAUAGAUUAGAUGUAUAAGCUCAAUAAAAUGAUCUAGAUAUAGAUAGAUAAUAAAAUAAUUAAAUAUAUCCAGAUAAAGAUCAGAUAAAAUCAAUUUUAUCUAGAUAGAAAUAAGAUGAUUUUUACAUCUUAUUCUUAAAAUAUAUUUUUGUUAAAUAUAUUAUUCUUGUUACAUACUAAAUAUUAAUACUAAUAUGAGUUUAGUUUUAAUCACUAAUAAUUAUUAACAAAAUAUGUUAAAUGAUUUAAAUGAUCAAUGAUCAUGUAACAAUGUCAAUAGACAAUUUUUAAGAGGAAAGACUAGUUGUAGAUAUGGAGACCAACUGAUAAUUUUUAUAAAAGUACACCAAUGAAAUAGGACUAUGAAAAUGAAAUGAUAAUUUAUUACAAUAUAUUAUUAAAUGAUUAUCUGUAAAAAUAGACAAUGUUCUUACAUUUAAGUUUAAUAAUAGGCUAAUAUAAUGUAAUAUAAAAUUAAUAGCACAAAAUUGGUUUAUGUAUACAAACAAAUAUAAAUGUAACAAUAUUGAGCUUAACUUAUAUUUGCAGACUGUAAUACAAAAGAUCUGAUACCUGAAAUAAAAUUUGUUUUGUUCAAUGUUUUUAAGUUUCUUUUCUUGCAAUAAUUACUAGUCUAGCUCGAAAAUUUUUUUUUUUUUUAAUAUUUAAAAAUAAAAAUUUUUUUUAGAUAGCUACUUUAUAAAUUUAUUUUUAAAUAAACUGAUAUUUUUAAUUUUCUAAAAUAUUUUGAAGUUUAUGAUAAUAUAAAUUAUUUUCAUUAUUCUUAUUACUAAAUAAGGUUCACCUUAGCCUUUCCUUACUUCAUUAAUUAUGUUCCCUUUCCAAUUGCUGGAAACUAUUCCCGAUCUUGGUUUGUCUCACGAAUAAUCUAUUUAUUCUCUUUCUCAUUGAGACUGCCUGUUGCACAUCCCUUAAGAUCCUUGUUUUGUUAGCCGUAUUUCAAGGGAUUUUCACUUUCUUUCCCCUCUACUUCCCCUCUAUACUGUAAACUUAUUCAUCUCAUCGUGGAGUACAGUUCUGUACUUUAGGACCCAAACUUCUCUAUCAUCAGAUAUGAUCAAGCGUGUUCAGAGGAAGUUCUUCUGAAUUUUUGCUUACAGACUUGAAAUCCUUUGUCCCCCAUGUGACUACUUACUUGUCUUGUUUAUGCUGAGCCUCUUCUCAUUUCGUUCGUUGGCGAAUCUUCAAUUCCUGUCAAAACUUUUAUCCAACCAGAUAGACUCCCAUUCCUUACUUAACAAAAUAAGCUUUUGUGUUUCUCCACGUAACAUUUGUUCUUCUAUUCUCUUUUCCAUUCCUGUUUUACCUUCUAAUUUCCUUCAAAAUGCCCUUAUGGUUUGUUUCCCCGUUCUGCUAACACCGACUGUAACUAUCUAGUAAUUUAAUCUGUUCUUAUAUGUUAAUUAGGAUGUAUUCUAUUGUUCAUUUAUAUGUUCUAUUAAUAUAUUUUAUUACUUGGUAAUUGGACUGAUUCCAUUUGAAAAUAAAAUAUCAAACUAUUACCUAUUUUUACAUGAAAAAUCAUUAUGCGAAUGUUUUUUGUAGAAUUAAAAAAUUGUAAAAACUUAAUGGAGUUUGCCAAAAUUUUUUUUAAAAUAUAUUUAUAAAAUUGCUAUUUUAGAUAUGUAUGUUAAAAACAUUUUUUCUAACAUUAAAAUUUUUUUUAAGUUUUCAAAAAAAGUAUAAAAUUAAGGAUUUAGAAAUUAUUAUAAUAUGUAAAAAAACAACACAAAUUAUUUCAGGUGUCAGAUCUUCGUGUUAUAUUCCGUAUACAUAUUUAUUUAUUAUACAUGUUAUGUUGCAGUUUGAUGAAGUCAUGCCAGAAGAAGUUGAAACAAAACAUGGUGGUUAUUAUGUAAAUACUGGUUCUUUAGAAUUCAAACAAGUUUAUGUAUCUGAUGAUUCAGAAGAAAUAAAAUCUAGUCAACCUCGUAAGGUAAAUUGUUAAUUUUAUUGAUUGAUCAAAAUUGAAUAUAAAUAUAAUUUACCAUAAUGCAAUUUUAUUUUUUUAAUAUAAAGAUUUUAUUGUUUUUUUUUUUUUUUUUUUUUACAAUUUUAGCAAUUUAUAAACUCUGUAUUAGAAGAUAGUGAUGAAAAACUGCCAUCAUUUGCUAUUUUAAAUAAUUCAGAGAAAAAUUCAUUUACAGAAACAAAGGUAUUAUAAGUAUACAUAUUUUUAUUAUUUAAAGGUUAAUCUUUCCUUUUAGACAAUUUAUUUUAAAUAUCAAAAUAUUUGGUAACAAUAUAAGUGUUGGUGGUUACUAACAUUGCCAUCUGUAAGGUUUGAAUAUAUCUCUACCAUUAAAAUAUGAUUUUAUUGUUGAGGCAAGUAUAAUUUGAUUUUUCUAGAAAAGUCAUAAUAUAUCUAUCCUGUUUAGUAUUAGUCUGCAUAUUUUGUUUUAAAUAUUGUUUGUGUAUAAUUUUUUGAUUUGUUCUUUAAAGUACAAUGUAUUUUAUUGUUGAAUAAUGUAUUGAUGAAACAAGAUUGCUUAAAUAGCCAAAAAAUAGUCUAAUAAAUUAAUUAUAUUUAAAUAUUUGUAUAGACUUCUGAAACCUCAAAUGGAACAUCUUCUUGUUCUGAUGAAGAAAAAGGAUCUAAACCUACUUGUCCAUCAGUAGUUCAGAUGAAUGGAAAAAUCAAAAGAAGGCACUCAAUUGAUUCUGACAGUGCCAGUUCCAUUAUCCCAACUAAGAAGAAGAAAAGUAGUACAGUUAAACUAUUAAUUCAAGAAAAAAGAGUGCAAAUACCCGAUUGCAAGCCAAGUAUUUAAGUUUUUUAAAUUUAUAAAUAUUUUUAAUUAGUAUUUUCCUGUUAUUGCAACUAUCUAGAUAUUAGCUUACAUCUACAUUCAUUUUGUUAUUUUAUUGAUCUUGCAAUGGUAUAUUUGGUCUAAUUUUUGCCUAAAUAUUCAUGAAUAGUGUUGACUGAUAAAUUCCCAUUUAUUAUCUAUUUAGACAAAUGAUAAUUUCUCUUUUGAUUUAAAAAGUUGUUAUUCAAUAAUAUCUUGAUUUAAUUGGUUUUUAAUUUAAUUAUUGGGUGGAAAUGCAUUUGAAUACUAUUUAAUCAGCAUAUUAAUUAAAAUACAAAUUAUUUAUUGGCAUAAAUAAUAAUCAAUCCUGCUAUAACAGUUUUAUUAGACUGAUGCAUGAAUAUUGUAGGAGUUGGUAGUCGCAAUAACUGGGUGAUCCAGCAUAGUUAAUAUUAGCUUUUAUAACUUAAAAUUAAAUUGUAAUGUCAAUUAUUCUUUAGGUUGUUCAAAAGAUACUCAACCUAUAUCUUCUGAAGAAUUACCCACAGCUGAAAAUAAUGUUAGUUCUGUUAGUGAUACUAUUGAAUCUGUGAUAUAUGCAGCUUGUUCAAAGCCUUCAAAUGUAUCAUGUUAGUAUAGAUAGAUAGUUGCAUACUAGGAUUAAAUUAAAAGUUAAAUAAUUAAAUUUUAAUUAUUUUAGCAAGUCCAGAAAUUGAAAUUGUCAAGAGUACUCAAAGCACAUUAAAUCCACCUAACAGUAUUGAUAUACCAAUAUCCAAUGGUGUUCAAAACAAAGUGGAUGAACUACCUCAAAUAAUAGAGGAAAUUAUCGGAUUAAUUAAGACUGAAGCUGAAAUAGCAAUCCAAAAUAAUUUUAACAUUUUUUCAGAAAAAAUUAAUUUAUAUCUAUUAAGGUAAAUAUAAAUACGUAUAUAGUGGGGCAUACCUUUUGAAUCAUGUUGAAUUUUUUUAUGCAAAUAAUCUUUAAACAAUUGGUAUACAUUUCACUUCAUUUAUUAAAAAAAAACAUUUAAUACACAAAACUAUUAUGGUAUUAAUCUAUGAUGUAUAUAUUAUAUAAUAAGUAGUAUUACUUAGGUAUCUAAUUCUUUCUACUUGUUAUUUAUUAUUAUACUAUGCAUUUACUUUAAUAAAUUUUAAAUUAAUUAUUGUAUUUAAAAUUGAUAAAACAAUUUCUGAAACCAUAUUCUUUUUAGCCAUUAUGACUUUUGUCUGUUUUAAUAAUAUAAUACUCUUUCACUUGUAAGAAACUAAAUUCCACUUGUUUCAUAAAAAUAUUAAAUGUCUACACAUUUACUUAAUAAGGUUAAAUUAAAUGAAAAUAUUAUAUAAAAAUCAAUAAAAUCAAAAUAUUGCAUUAUUUAAUAAUUUUACAGGGAAUAUUGAUUUGGAUUUUAGAUUUUAUGGGUGGUGAGGAAUGUAUUGUUUUUCAUUAGCAAUGGCUUAUUUUUGUUACAGACAUAAAUUAAAUAACUAUGUAUCUUACUUUACCAACUCAAGUACCCUAAAGUACCUUCUUAUUCAGAUUUCCUUUCAGAAAAAGUUCUAUCAUUGUAAACCAGAGCAAAAUUGCUUUCAGAAAAAUUGUUUACAGGAAAAUAAAAAAAGGACAUCAUACUUUUUAACUAACACUUACAUUUUAUACAUUUUUUGUUUUUCUCAUGUAGAUAAAAUUUCAUUUUAGAAAAGCUACCCUUAGUACAUCAGAGCAAGAUUCCUGAAACAAAUUUCAAUUGAUUUCAAAAGUUUCAAUUGCACAACAAAUUAAGGGAUAUUUUAAAAUAGUCCAAGCGAGCUUGGGACCCUGGUACACCCAAAAUGUAUUUGUGUUUUUCUUGUUUGAGUGAAAGGAAAAAAAAAUGCAAAAAAUUUGUUAUAAAACUCUGGUUUGAACCCGUAACACACCUAGGAUAUCAAUAGGAAUGUAUGGUAAUACAUUCCUAUGACCAUUAGACUACAACAAAUAUAUUUAGUUUUGACAAUAUAUAGUUAAAUAACUAUAUCCACAUAUCAAUACUUCAGAAAGGCGAAUUUCGAAACUAUAUAAAUCCACUCAAUUCUUUACCAUCGUUCUUAAAUCGACAAUAUACAUAAUAUGUUCAAAAUAAAAAAUUGAAAAAUUAGAUUUGUUCCAAAUAAUUUUUUACUCAAAAAAUUUUUGUCAAAAUUUGAUAUUAAAAUUUAAAAAAUAAAAUACUACAUUAAACUCAAUUUUUUUUUUCUGUUUAGUCUAACAAUUUUACCUACCGAGUACAAAUUAUGUUUAAAACGUGUAAAUUUAAAAUUUCUAAAAAUAGCUUACAUUUUUUGAAAAUUUUACUACAUAUAGAAAAAGUCCAUAAAUCAAUACAAAUAUUUUUAACUGAAUUUCAACAAAAAUAUUAAAAUUUUUAUAAAAUGUUUUGAAAAAUUACCAUUUCUAGGAAAGACAAAUAUAAGAAUAUUUCUGUCUAAAUUUCAAGUCUUUACAAAUAACAAAAUUAAAAAAAAUCAUUAUAAAAAAUUAUUAUUUUGAAGAAAUACAGAAACUAGAAAUGGUGUAUAAAUUUUGGAGCAAGAAUAUUUGUACAAAGUAAAAAAAAACAAUUAUCUUUGUAAAACCAAUACAUUCUUCCUUACCCUCCAAAUCUAAAAUACUUUUAGAACCCUGGAGCUUUAAUAACUGAUUUGGGUUAGUCAUAACGUUGUUAGUAGUAAAAUUAAAAAAAUUGAGUUUUUUUUUUUAUAAUAUUUUAUGUGUUAAAAGUUUAAAUUUGAUGAAAAUGAUAAAAAUUCUAUGAUUUCAGAUUUUUUUACUCAAAUUUUUUUCUAUUCCCUAAUUUAUUGCUACUUACAGGUAUAAAUUAAAUUACUUAUAGUUAUUAUCCUAGUAUAAUCUUAUCUUCUGAACUUCCCACCUACAACAGUUGCACACCUAUUAGUAGUGCCACAUUUUGCAAAUUAUAUUUAUAAUCUUUUUAUAAGCGUCGUUUGAAUUAAAUUAAUUUUCACAAUUUUUUUUCGGACUUCUGUUUGUAUGGUUUUGACUACUUAGUCAAAAAUUAAAGUUAAAUGUGCUCUUUAGAGAGUUUUGCUCUUUAUGAAUAAUAAAUUAUUGAAAUUGAGCAUGAGAGUUUUUAUUAUAAAGAAUAUUUUGACCAUUAAUAACAGGUUGCAUAUGGGUCCUUAAGUUUAUAAAUUAAUUAAAUUAUGCCUUUUUUGCCAUGGUUUUUUGUUUUAGUCUUGAAUAUCAAAAAGAAUUAUUUGUAUUUAAUGCACAACCAAUUUAUUCAACAUUAUCUGAAUGUAUGCUGUGUGACAAAGAGAAGCUUAUUAACAAAAUAAACCAAUUAGUUGAUUCUGAGGAAGCAAAAAUUACUGAACCAUUGGAAAGGUAAGAAAUUUUUAAAAUUUAAAAUUAUUUAAUUUAUAUUAUUUACUACGUAAUAUUUAUUUCUUAAAUAAAUCUAUGUAUUACAUUAAUUAGGUUAAGAAAUGCUAUUAAAAAAAUUAUACCAUCAGUUAUUCAACAAUAUGAUUUGGAGUGUUCUAGAAUCUUGGACCAAAGGUAUGUGUUUUUUUUUUUUAAUAUACAUUUUAGAUUUUAGUGUAGCGAGAAAUGUAUUGGUUUUAUUAUAAUGUGAGUUUUUCUUUUGUCAACAAACUUUUCUAUCAGAAAUUUUGAUCCUAUCAUCAAGUUAAAAUGUUACUGGUAGCAAAUUUUGUCUAGUUGGUGCAUUAGGAAGAUCAUUUUCUUUUCUCCUGAUUUUUGUCUUAACUUUUCCAAAUAAUUAGGAACAAUGCAAUAACGGUUUCUGUUGUUUUUUUUUUUGUUGUAAUUUGAAUACAAAUAAUCUUGGAAUUUUUAUAUUAGCAUUUUCUAGAUUUCGAAACAUUCUGAAAAUUUGUUUCCAAGCAGUUGCUUCUUAAACAAAAAAAUAUUAAAAACCGCUAUUCUAAGUUCUAAUGCAUCAUAUACUUGUUCAAAAUGUAUAAUUUUUUUUUAUUUAUGACUUCCUUUAAAAUUUGUAUUUAUAUUUGUACCUGAACACGUGAAUUCUAUGUUAUAAUAAAAUAUGUUUAACCUAGCACAGUAUGAACUUGAAUUUUAGUUGUUAGUAAAUAAUAAGGUAAGGUUAAGGUAGAUGGGAUGUUUUUCUUAGUCACUUAAAAUAAUUACAUUUUAGCUAUUGACAUUAGACUUAACUAUUGGUAAGAGUUAAAAAUAAGUCAUUGAUAACCACAAGAUAAAAUAAUACUAACAAAUAUUAGACUUGUCUUUAGUUUAUGUAUUUAGGGCAAACUAACAUCAAACUUUUUUAAUAAUGUGACAUCGUUUAUAGUGUGUUCAAAUUAUUUUUUUCUGUUUUGGAAUAUAAAACGGGUUAUUAUUGUAUAAUAUAUAGGUUUUUAGUACUUAAAUUAUGGUUCAAUUUUUGUUAUGAAUAUAUCAGGACGAUGAAUGGAAUUUCAAAUGAUGGAUCAAAAUCAAAACCUGGACCAAAAAGACCACGUCGUAAAUUUCCUUGGAAUGAAGAAUUUAGGUAUAUCAUUAAGUUAAUUUUUAUUAUUCUACUUAAAAAUCAUAUAGUUCAUAAUGAAUAGGCAUAUUUAUUUAUUUAACAUUUUGUAGAUUAGUUAUCUUUAUAUUAAUAUUAUUAAAAUAAUGAGAAUAAUUGAUUAAUUAUAACAUAACAUCAAUAGUAGUAGUUAAUUUCCCUGCAACAUACAUACAAUUAAGAGUAACCUACAAAUAAUACCAUAAAAAUACCUUUUGAGAGAAAAGUCUAAUGUUUUGAAUUUUUGAAAUCUUAUAUUUUCUAUUGAUUAAAAGAUAAUUUAUUUGUAUAUACUUCCUUUGUUUCUAAAACAAAUUUCAAUGAAAACAAUCAAGACUCCCAUUGUCACUGUUGAAAAAAAAUUCAAUGACGCCAAUUGGUGUCAUGAAAGUUCAUAAGUUCAAACUUGGAAAUAAAUGUUUUUAUAUAUUCAAUAUGUGUAAAAACUUAGUACCAAAGUUGAAUUUGAUAAAAAAUAAUUUCACAUGUACCGGAAUAAGAACUGCAAAAAAAUAUCACAGUCAAAGUGUAAAAAAAAAAAUCAUCAUAUAGUAGUUGUGUAGUUCAACGUGUUUAAUUUCUUAUAUACCUUUUUUUAAAUCCUCCACUCCGCAAACAUUUUCUGUGUACAUGUCCUCUUAUCAGUUAUUUCUUGUAUUAUAUUAGUAAUUAUAUGAUAUAGAUUUUUUAACACUAAUUGGAUAAUUAUUAAUAAACCCAGGUAUUACUCCUCUAAUAAAUAGCUAAAUGAUGUAAUGUAUUCUUAUUUAAUAAGAAUUAAAAUUAUAAAAGCACAUUUUAAAUAUUUUUGUGUUAAAUUCUAUAAUAAUAAAAAUACAAUCUUAUUUUAAUAUAAAAUACUCAAUACUCUGUUUAUGAAAUAUGUACUUGUCACUUGUACUAUAUUAUUUAAAAAGGUAUAAUUAUUUACAUAAGAAUGAAUAGAGUAUGAAUUAUUGGUAAUUGUAAUAUUAUAAGAUAUAUCAAUAAUAUUUAUUAUUUGUUAUAGAACAUAUUUACGAGAGAUUAUAAAUAUUCGAACAACUACCUAUUCCAAAAUUAAAAAAUCACAACCUGUAGAAAUUUUUAUUUCUGAGUUUAUAAAUAGUCGGAUCAAACCAUUAUGGCCAAUGGGGUGGAUGAAAUCUGCUAAUAUUCUAAAAGAACUUAAAGCAAAAGAAAAAGAUUCGCGGUUAGUUUUUUUAACAUAUUUUCGUAAAAAUAUAGAAAUAUAUUUUAGAUUUAAAUGUUCAUUGAGUAAAUGUAAAAUAUAAUUUAAUUAUAAAAUAAAUGCAUGUUCUUUACAGACCUAAACUAUCAAAAAAACAACCAUUACAUAAUAGUCCAACUAAAUUACUCAGUGCUAUUAAAUUAGCAUCUGAACAUAAAGUAUCUAAAUCUGCCAUGAACAAAUUGCAUAAGUGGAAUAAGCAGAAGACUUCAAAAACACCAGAUUUAAGUUCCAGAACAACUAGUCACACUUCAACUACAACUCCAUCUGCAAAAUCUAAUCUUAAGAAAUUGUAUGAUUCAGUAGUCAUCAGUACUAUAAGUAAUGACAUAUGUCCUUAUCAAGCAACCAUUACAACUACUGCAAUUAAUGGUUGUAAAUCGAAAGAAUCUGAAAAAAAUAGUGUUAUUGUAAAAACAGAAGCACUACCAGGAGAUAUAUUAGAUUUAUCACCAAAUAAAUCCAGUCCAAUAUCAUUUGCAUUUAACAAAUUAAAAGAUGUUACUGUGAUUUGCAAUAAUACUACACAAGACAAUAACAGCUCUACUAAAACGGUAAGAAUAAAUCAUGUUUGAAUAUGUAUAGUUUUUUUUUUUUUUACAUUAAACAAAAUCUUCAAUUAAAAGUUGGUAUUAAAUAUUUAUUUUAUUUUAAUUUAUUUUAUAUACAUAUAUAUAUUUUAAAUUUCACAUUGUUGCUUAAUAAAACAAAUAUGUACAAUAUACAAGUCAUUUUAAAUUAAUUAACAGUGUCAACUUUAUUUUAUGAUUGCUUUUUAUAAUACAGAAUAAUUAAUAUAUUAAUGUAUAUGUUGGCUUUAGUUCUUUUUUUCUUAUUUUACACUUAUUUAUUUUAUUCAGUUUUAUGCAUGUAACAAAUUAUAACUUGUCACAUAGUUAACAUUCAAUUUUGUUUGACUUUUGGUUUUGCACUUCAGGGUGUUUGUUUUGUUAAUAUCCUAUACUAUGUUUAUACAUAAAUAUAUAUAUAUAUAUAUAUAUUUUUAUAAAUUUAUUGCCACUAAUAUUUUUAAUUUUGUAUCGUUAAUCAAAGUUAAACAAAUAUGAAAAAUGUUUUUCUGAUAUAAUCUAUUGAUAUUAAUGAAAAUAGUAAGAAUAAGGGUUUGAAUUAAAUAACACUUUUUAUAGAAAUAACAAUAAUUUAUUUUCUCAUAUAUAUAUAUGUGUAUUUUGACAACACUCUCUAAUUAAUGUCCAAGCCUAACUAGUUAAUGUUAAAAUACUUUUUAAAAGAAACAAUUAUUUGCUAAUAAGUUAUUUACAAUUUUAAUGAAAAAUAGUAAUUAAGUUUGAUUAAAAGUUAAUUAAUGAAAAUACAAACUAAAUUAGAAAACAAUUGCUGAGAUAAAACAAAUACCCAGAUAAUAUAUAUAUAUAUAUAUAUAUUUUGAUAUUCAUCUAAAUUUAAAUUAUUUCAUUGUCAUCAUUUAAUUGUAAAAUACAUCAAUAUCUGUUCAAUUUUAAUAACAUUUUUAUUUAAGGUUGUUGCUCUUUGUUGCUUAAAUAUUUAUUCUCCAGAACUUAAAGUGUUUAACAUGAACUCUGGAUUAUACAGUUAAAUUUUAUAAACAUUUGUUUAAAAUUAGCAUAUGAUAUUUUAUUGACAAGAGAGAAAUUAGUGCUUUAAAACCUUUUUUGAUUUAAGUGUAGUUUGAACAUUUAAUUUUGGUUAAAUUUGAUCAACCUGAUUGUAUUUAAAACUGUGACAUGGUGUACAAAAUAAUAUAAUACAAUAAUAUGGGCACAUUAUGACUUUUUUAAAGUGAAUUUUUUUUUAGUCUAAUGUCAUUAAAUUAUAGUUAUUUUAUAAAAAUAAUGAACUCGUUAAGUUUUACUAACUAUAGUGUUAUAAUGUAACUAGUUAGUUUCACAAAUAUUACAAUAACUAGUAUUUAAAUUAGGAAAGGAUGUAGUAAAUAAGGGGAGGGGGGGUGUUCUAGUACAUUGAGAAUGGUGAAUUUGAAUGAAAUGAGAUAAAUAAACCUUUUUUUUAAUGGUUUAGUAAGUAAAAAGUGAUAAAUUGUAUGAAUAAUUUACGUGUUCUGAAAAAGUAAGACAAGAAUUAAAUGAAAGAGAUCUAGUGAACUUAAUGAUUUAUUUAAUUAUUAGAUUUUACUAAAAUUGUGUAAAAGUUUCUAAAAAUCGUAUAUUUAAUAAUGGAGCCAAGAUAUAAAAAUAUGAAUUGACAUAGAGUAGGUAUUAUAUGGUUUAUCAUAGAAAAAUAAGAGUGUCUUGAGGAUAAACCUGUGUGGCCAAUCAGAAGUGUGUGAAGUGUGGUGAAUGGCUCGCUAUGCCUGUUGGUUUUACGUUUCAAAUGAAGCGUCGUGUGCAACAAGAGGACCUCCAUGCUCUUUGAUAGGCUAUCCCCCCUUACAAAGAGUUGUAGAGAAAGAAGAAUAGCCUCAUACCUAAUAACUGAAACCUGAUAAUAAUGCAAGGAGGAUAGUAUCCUAAAUGUAAACCUAAACCUUGCUAUAGUGAAAAAAAUACUUUUAAAAUACUGAUACUGCUGAUGAGUAUACAAUGGUAUACAUUGUUUUAGGUGGGAAAGUAGGAUACAUAAAUUUAUUUCAUUUAUAUCUGUAUACAAAAUAAAUAUAUAUUAAUGUUGACGAAAAGUAUUCUAACCACUAAAGGGAACUUUUUAUCAACCUGUCAAACUUUUCAUGAACCCUCUUAUUAAAUUUUCAAGCAUUUAUAUUCAGUCAAACCAUUUUAUUCGCGUAAAACCAAAUUAAAAUUUGAACACAUCUAUAAAGUAUUCUGUGAAAAUUUCAAGUGAUUUAUUAUUAUUUUUUAAACAAAAUAUUACAAAAAAAAAACAAGUCAAAGAUGAUGAAGAUAUCUUUACAUUUUCAGUUUUUCUCAAUUAUUAAGAAAAUUGAGGCAAAAUAAAAAAAACCACUUUUUUAUGCAUCAACUGUCUAAAUUUUCUUUUAGAAAAGAUGCUACUUUUAAAUACAAAGAAAGAUUUAUGGAAAAAAAAAAUUAAAUUAAAAUUAAUGAAACGCUUUUCAUAUAGGUUUUAUUUCUUCCAAUUUUCCUAGUUAUUAAUUAUAAAAUCUGAUUGGAAAAUCAAAAAAUAAUUUCUCCAGUACAAUAGCUAAAUUCAAAAUGAUACAAAACUUCUCUCUUGUUAUUUUUUGAUUGGAACAAAAUUUAUAGUAGAAAAGUUGUACACAGACAGAAAAAAAAGAAUUAUAAUAAAACCCAUAUAUUCCUCGGUAUGCUCAGAAUUUAAAAUACCAAUUUUCAAACACUUCUUAUUGGGCACAUAAGUUUACCCCAGUCAGAAAAUAGAAAUUUAUAAUCAUCUUCAAACAUUUAUAUUGAAAUAGUCAAUAAUCAAUAGAUUAGAUGAGAAUGAUAUGAGAUUUAUGAAUUCAAUAAUUUCUAUCCUAAUCAUUAUGAGAACAAUUUAUUUGAAGGAAUGGAUGGAACUUGUGAUAUUCUUUUACUUUUUCAGAACAACCCCUCCAGAAUAUUUCUUCUAUUUUUAUUAUACAUUUUAUUUUUGAUUAUUUUUAACCCCCUUUACUCCUUUAUUUUGUUGUUAAUUAAAACCUUGUUUAUAACCAGUUACUAAAUAGUAAAUAUCUAGUUUGUUAUACUCGUAAUUCUAUGCAAUCAAUUGUAUUGAUAGAUAUCAAUGUAGCUGUACUACUUAGUUAAAUUUUGAUGAACAUAAUGAUUGAAUUUUAACUAUAACAAAUAAAAUCUUGUUGGUAAAAUUGAAAAAUAUUUUGUUCGUUUUAUAUAAUAAUAAAAAGUCCUUCUCUCACAUUUUGAUAUAAAAAUUAAUUUUUUUAGUUUUAUCUAUGAUUACCAUUUGCUGUUGUUUUAUCAUUGUAAUAUUAACAAUACUAUACAAAUAAAAUAAAAAUAUUUUAAGAUACAUUAAAGUAUCUUAAAGUAAAGAAAUACAUUAAGAUAAUUUGAAAUAAUAUGUAUUUAAAUUGUCAUACUUGAAAAAUAAAAUAAUAUAAUAUGGCGAGGACAUUGUUUCCGAUAAAAUUUUAUUUUCAUUUUUGCCAUAUCUUUUUAUAUCUAAAGUAUACUUUGAAAACCAUUAUAGUUAUCUAGGGACUACCUCAAAGAAGUUCUCAUUGUCCCUCAAAAAUUGUUUUAUUCUUUUUAUUCUUAAAUUCAUUUUGUAAUUAAAUUUAUGAUACAAAUUUUGAUCAAAAAUGGCUUAACAAUUCUAUACCUGCAAAUUAAUAUACUUUUUCAAAUUAAGAAUAAUAUUGCACACUCUUUAAAAAUCACAUUCUAGAAAUAGUUUUCUUUAUAUUUUCUUUGAGUGCGUUUUUAGUAUUCAUAAAUAUUUUUUUAAUUUUGCAUAACCACCAACUAAUUUGCACAUAUGUUUGUCAUACUUAAUUAUAUGGUAAUUUACUUCAAUAUCAAAUGAUUCUUCCAAUAAGAGCGACAGGUUAUUUAUUUAUCAUUAUUAUGACUAGGUGUUUUCCAAUAAUAAUAUACUUAGGUAGAAAACAAAUUAGGUUAAAAUAAUAUCAAAAUUGUAAUAACAAGUAAAUAGAAAAAAAUAAAAAAAUAAUAUUUUACGCCGACAUUUUAAUACGUAUAUUAUUUUCAAAUAAUGUAUAUCUAACAUUUUUUUACGCUAUACAGUGGUGAUACAAAAUAUUAUAACCAAACUAUUUUUUGUUAUUUCUUUAAUUCUAUAUUACAAAUACAACUAUAUAUACUAUAUAUUAACUAUAAUAAAAUAUGUAUUUUGUUUCCCUUAAUUUUUGUAAAUAUACAUUAAAAGAAUGAACUGAUACUGCUGAUGGGUGCGCCACUGUUGUUGGUUAGAAGUUGGAAAGGUUGGAUACAUAAUAUUAUUUAAUUUAUAUUUGUACGCAAUAAUAAAUAAACCAUUGCAAACAAAAUACAAAUCUGAGCAAAGUUCUGUUAUUAUAUGUUUUGAAAUACUGUAAUAUUUACAAUUUUUUUCAAAAUGUAUUCUUAAAACAAUAAUAAAAAAAAACUAUUACAUUACCAUCAACUUUUUUUUUACCACUAUCUAUAACUUGCAAUGAACAUCGGGUUAAAUUUUCAAACAUUUUUGUUUAGUCAAAUAUUUUUAUUCACAUAAUUGUUAGUACCUUAACAAAUAAAAACUAAAACAAAAACCUAAUCUAUUAAUAGGUAUGUAAUAGGUAUGUCAAGAAAAGGUUAAUAUAAGUAAUUUGUACAAAUUUUAGCUCUACAAUAAUUUUUAAUCUAUUUACAACAAAAAGCCAAAAUUGAAAAUAAUGUAACCUUCUGUAAUUCCUAUGGUUUUUUCCCAAUCAAUAUGAAAACUGGCUGGAAAAUGAACAUGGAUUUAACUAAAUCCAGAAUACAACAAAAAAAUCUUAGAAUUUUUAAUUUAAAACAAAAUUUCUAGUAGAAACAAUGCUACAAAUCAAAAGUAACGCUGUAAAUAUUUUUUCAAUUUUCCUACAAAUUUUCUUCUGGUUUUUUUUAUAUUAUUAUAAAAAUCCUUUGGAAUAUUAAAAAAUGACCUCAAUGCUACAACUGGUUCCAAAAUGCAAAAAAUUAUUCUCUUGUAAUUUUGGGAUUCAAGAUUUCUCGUAAAAAAGUUUUUCUCAGACACAGAAAAAAAAACAUGUAUUAAAACCAUUAAAAUCUUCACUUAGCUCAGUAUCUAAAAUAUAAUAAUCACAUUAUUCAACAUAGUAUUAAUAAUUAAAAUGAAACAGAUUUCUGUGCAUAACUAGUAUGAUUGUAUUACAAAUAUGAUUAAGAUAAUAAUUUGUAUUAUACACUUUGUUUUGGGUUGCUUCAUUUUGAUUCAUAAUUUUAUGGUGACUGGUCAGUAACUAUUUAGUAUAAUAUAUUAUAAUAUUCUUAUCUAGUUAUUAUGUAUGUAUAUGAUUUUGACAUGGCAUUUAGUACAAUGAUAAUGUACAGCAAAUUCGUUUUUUUUUUUACAUUAUAAAACAUUUAAAAAUGAUGAAUGAUUUUACAAUUACAUAUUUAUUUUAAAUAAUUAUAUUAAGAAUUAUGUGUUCCUGCUUGAAGGAAAAUUAAGUAAUUUAUUUACUAAUCAUGAUUUAAUGUUAAUAUUUUGAAAAAUGUAAAUAACUACUUAUGAAUACAUUGUUUCCUAUUUAUUUGAAUUAAUAUAAUCUGUUACAAAUAUAAUAUAAAAUUAAUAUGGGUUAUUUGAAUCAUUUCAAAAAUUAGAUAUAUUAAUAAAUAUACAAAUCAUACACAUUAUAGAUUAAAUAACACUAAUCUUCAGGUUUUGUACCAACUGUGUAUAAUAGGUAAUAUUUAUUAUUGUUAGAGAAACUAAAAUGUUAAAAUGUUCUUACACUCCUCAAUAUAAAAUGUGUAUGCUUUGUAUGGGAUCUGUAUAUUCUGUAUUUGAAGAGGUAGACUACAGUGAUCCAUAAAAUAAAUAACUUUUAUUUUUGACAAAUUGUAGUUAUAUCAUUAUAUUUAAAUUGUUUGUAAUUAUAUAAAAUAUUACUUAGAUUUAGAACUAAGUAUAUUUAUUGCAUUAUUAAGCAUACUUGCAUAUGUAGGGGCUAUCUGACAUUUAUCACAGGAGGCACAAAAUAAUAUUUAUCUAUCCCACUCCUUCAACAUUUUUUGGUAAAAGAUUAAUUCCUUACAAAAUAAAUGUUUCGUUUAGAUAAAAAAAGGUAUUUAUAUUUUCAUAUUAUUUUUAAAAAUUAUAUUGUAUAUAAUUAUACAUCCAUAUAAAUAUUUAAAAUAAUAUACUUAAAAAAAAUAUUUGUUAUAAUUUUAAAUGUCUUGAUAUUAGGUUUUAAUAGAUUAAACUUUUCAAUAAUUACAUCAUUAUAUAAUUGAUUGACGUUAUAAGGUCUUGCUCCGUGAAAAUCAUUAACAUAAAAUCUAGUCUCUCUUGUUUCAUUCAACUCCUCAGUUUUGUUUUUACAAUAUUUAAUUUUAAAAAUGACCGCUUGCAGGAUUGCCUGGUAAUUGGAAUAGUCACAAUAUUGGAUAGUGCUUUGAGUACAUUAGGAAAACUGUCAUUGUUUGUUAAUUUUAACAACCAAUUAUGAAUUAUUUUGGUUGUUAAUUUGUAUGGCUUAUGUUUAAUAAAUAUUGCCCAAUUAUAAAAACAUCAAGAGAUCUUUUUGUUGAAUUUUUAAUUUAAUUAGUGACCAUGAAAAUAGUUUUUUGUAGUAUUUUUAAUUAUUGAGAAAAACCAAAAAAUACAUAGAAAGAUCUGGAAAAUUUAUGAAAAUAAUAAAACCAUUAUUUUCAAUAUUUUUCAAGAAAAUUUGACUAAAUCUGAUCUUUUUUUUUUAUUAUUCCCUAAACAAAAAAAAAAAUAAAUUUAUUAAUUCACUUUAGAAAAUUUUGUAAAAAUUUUAAUGUAUCAUACAUUCAUAUCAGAUUAGGUUUCUUAAUUAUAGCCAUUUUAUUUCUAGAAAAUAAGCGUGAAAAUAAUUGAUAUUCAAUAGAAGGAAAGAAUUAUCGUACUGAUUGUUAUUCCUUAUCGCAUAACGUAUUAUUUUAUUGAAUAUUAAUUGUUUUGACGCCUAAUUAAAAGGGCUUUAACUCUGAAAUUAUUCAUCAGAUAUGAAUGUGUGAUAUAUUAUUAAAACUUUUUGAACUAUUUUUACAAAAUGGCUAUUUUGAAAAUUUUCUAAAGUGUGAAUAAAGUUAUUUUUUUUUUUUAAUUUCCCCUCUACCUUUCCAACUUCUCAUCUACAACAUGGCCCACUCAUUGUGCGAAGUAUAUCCGUAUUUUUUUUUUGUUAGAGCUGGUUUCUAUAAUUGUGAAUUUUACAAGUACUUUUAUUUUAUUAACAGAUGGAAUUUUAAUGCUUUGUAAGUCAUAUACUUAAGAACUUUUUCAUACAGAGAUUCAUAUUGGUUAUCAUCAAGUCUUUUAGGUCUUAGAUUUUUUAAAAUCUAAUUUCUACAGUUUCGAACUAACUAUACAAAUUUCUUUUAAAAUAGGUUUUACCAUGUAUAGUACAAAAAUAAAGUUAUAAUUAUUAAUUUGCUUUAGCUCUAACUUCUGAUAUAUUUUAGUAGUAUCGGCAAUAUUAUCAAGACAUUGUAAAAGAGAUGAAUAAUUUGUUUUUAACAUAUAAACUGUCUCUGAAUAAUGUGCCCAUCUACUGGUCGAGAAACUUGAACAUUUUCAGUUUAAAAUGAGUUUGCCUUGCACUAGUUUCCAAAACUGCAUGUCGUACAGUGCUUUCUUCAACAAAGUUGUAUAAAAGCUGCACAUAACCAAAAAUAGUCAAACACAACGAAAAUGUCAAUAAUUAUAUUAUAUUUCAAAUUUAAGAAUCUAGAAACGACUUGCAGAGUGUGCAGCUACAUACCCUGUAGCCUAUAUUUGUGUACUUACUUAAUGAACGAAAGAGGUAUUUUGAUGAAAAUGACUUAAGAUUUUAGGAAAACUAAAAAUUUACUAUACAUUUUAAACAUCAAACAUAUAAAAAGCUAAUUCAUCUUAGUAUAUUGUGAUUAUAAUAAUUGUUUUACAACAGUAAAAUUUUCUAUACCUUAAUUUAUUACUUGUAUAGUAUAAAAUUAUUUUGAUAAAAGUUAAGUUUUAUAAUAAUAUAUGUAAAUUUAAAUUGAUACAAGUAGAAAUCUGCUUUGAAUAUAUUUAUUUAAUUUAUUUUAAAAUAAUGUAUUAAGCAUAUUUAUUGUAAUUUAGAUAAAUUAAAUAAAUAUAUUCAAAGCAGAUUUCUACUUGUAUCAAUUUAAAUUUACAUAUAUUGUUAUAGAAACUAUCUUUUUUCAAAAUAAUUUUUAUUAUAAAUGUAACAAAGCAAUAUUUUGCAGGAGAACCUACCACAUUAAUGUUUAUAAAAUUUUGUUCUUUUUCAUCCAUAAGUCAAAACAAGAUGAUACCUAAACUAUAAUCAACCUAUGAUUUUAAUUAAUUUGAAUAAUUUAGGAUAAAUAAGUAUGUCUGGCUAAAUGCCAAUGAAAUGGCAGUAUUAGAUAUGGCGUACCAAUGCAUGUUAUUUAGUUAUAUUUUAGUGGACAUAAUGGUUAUCUACAUGGUUGUAUUUACUAAAACUGGUGAUUAAUUUACACUUUGUAGAUAACCAUGGUUAAUAUUAAGUUUUAGAAGGGGUAUUUUAAUAUUUUAGAAGAUUAGUUAGUUUUAAGUACUCUGAUUUUCUGUAUGCAUGUUGGUAAGGUUUAAAUUAUUUAUUUUUUUCCAUUAUACGUUUAGAUUUUCAAAAGAGUGAAUGACCUAUAUAUUUUCAAUAUCUAAUAUUUGUUUAACAAAGAAACACAUACCUAGUAAACAUUUUACUACUGUAUAUAGUUAUAUGGUACCAAAACAACCUAUGAUAAAUCUUCAACAGAUUUUAGAAAAAUUUUGAAAAUUUAAAAAUAUUUUAUUUAUAUAAAACUAAAUAAAAGCUUAAAAAAAAAAAAUCGAAAAUUUAAACUGAUCUUAAAUAGCCCAAAAAUUGCCAGAAUGUUUUAAAAAUUGUUGUAUGUCUAGAAAAUUCUUAAUUCUGAAUAAAAGUCAGUUAAUUUUAACUGAAUUGUAACAAAAGAAAUUUUUAUUGUAUACAUUUUCCCGUUUUGUGACUUUCCAAGUUAUUUAGAAAACUUCAAGGAAAAUCAAAAAAUUAAUUUCCCAGUAUAACUCAAAAGUUCUUUUGUCUUUUUAAUUAAAGCAAGAUUUCUUGUAGAAAAUUUGUUAACAUUUAUUAUAGUAAUACAUUUUUGUUAUGCUCAGAAUCUAUAAUUUUGAUUAUGGAGAAAUAAUCUGUUAUUUUUUUCUAAGCAUGUUUAUUUUUCAUAACCUAUAAGUAUUGCAUGAGUGUGUAAAGAUUAUUAUUAUUUGUAUUUUGUUAGUUAAAAUAAAGUUUUACAUAGAUACUUUGUAAAGUAUGAUAGUAAUUGAUAUUGUGAUUUACAACUUAAAUUAUUUGGAUUUACCAUUAAAAUGUAUUAUACUUGAUUAAUUUAUAAAGUAUAAGGUUUAGUCAAUAUUUUGAACGUGUUUGCAGGAUUCCCAAAUUAGUCCAAAACAUACAGUUCAUCAACCGAUUUCGCGAAAGCAAAGAUUGCUUCAGGAAUUGCAUAAUUCACCUAUGCCUGAUCAACAGAAGUUAUCAACUCAUAUUUCCACUGUUGAUCAACAGAGCACAAAACCAAAAGUUUGUUUGCACACAUGUUUUUAAAUAUAUUUAAAUUAUAUAUAUUAUUAUGUAUUAUCUUUGUUUAUUAUUAAGGAUGAAAAAGCUAUUUCAUCAUCAAAUAAAUUAGACUGCAUAAAAGUUGAUGAAAAAUCAACAGCAAAAGAUAUGUUGAGUCAAAUCAUCAAUGAAUCUUUAAUGGACAAUACGUCACCAUUACCUUCUCAGUUUACAACUAAUAAUUUUUAUAAACCAGUAUGAGGAAAUGUUUAAUUUGUUAAUUAUUACAGUCAUUUUAACAUACCUAUUGUAUUUCAUUUGUGCAGAAAGAAGAAACGAAAUCUCCUGCGUCAAUUAUAAUAACCAAACAAGAUAAUAUUAAAAUUGAACAUUCAGAUUGGCCGCAUAAUGACCGCAAUACAUCAUGUAAAACUCCAUCGCGCCAUCGAUCAUCUAGUUUAGAGCUUGCAGAAAAAGAAGCGCAAGAAGUUAUUAGAGAUUUGUUAGUAUUGAAUCAGCUGUCCUCAUCUUGUUCGUCGCGUAAUACAAAAGAUAAUACAUAUAAAAAACAUGUACCAAUGUAUUCUUCCCGUUCACCUGAUGCACAUACAAGUUCACCACUAGGAGUUAUUCAUCAUCCAGCUUAUAGGAAUUCUUAUAUUACAGUAUGUAUUAGUCGACUUAUGAAAAUAAUAUAAAUUGUGAAUUAUUAUAAUUGUUUAUUUAUUUGUAGACUACCAGUACGAUAAGUAAAUCAAAAAGUGAAUUGACUCAUGGGACAGCAAUAGGCAUGCCAAAAAUGAAUAUUGGUUUCCAAGAUGAGUUCCUCAAACACAUGGUGAAAACCGAAGAACCCAAUUCACAAUUGACUACAGAUAGUUAUCAGUAAUAAAUAAAUAAUAGUUAUUAAGCAAAGGAAAAAAAAAAUCUUAUAAUUUAUUGGUUUUGUAGAAAACAGGGGAUGCCACAUUAUGGUUCAAAACAUACAAAUGCUAAAUCUUCAGAGGUUAGUUGGUUUAUUAUUGGCACACUUAAAAUUGUUACAACUAAGUUUAUAUAAUAAUAAUAUGUGAAUACAAAUUUGUUUCAGAACUUAUAUCAACAACAGUUUUACUCAACACUGAAUACAAAACAAAAUCAAGAUAUAAGUCAUAAUUCAAUAACAUACAGUAGUAAGUUAAUAUCAAUAUUGAAAUAGCAUAGUAAAAUGUAAUUAAUAUUUAAUUUGUACUAAUUAUAACACAAACAUUUCAGAUACAAAUGAAUAAAGUGAAUAUUUUAAAAUAAACGAAUAUAGUAUAUACAAAACUAUAAUGAAGUUUGAUACAGUCAACAAUAUCUUCAAAUUUAACACUAUACGAGAGUAAUUUUAUCUUUAUUUUUAUUUAUAUAAUUAGUAUUAUACUCAACUAGUAGUAUUAUAAUUUUAAAAGAUAAACCUCAAGAUAAAUGUAAAAAGAAAAGUAAUAACUAUAGGUGUAUUUUAAAAUUUUAAAAUAAAUGUUUAUGUAUAUAAUAUUGUAUCAUCCAUAUUUAUUUGUUCAGUGUAUAUUCCAUUAAAAUCCAUCCUAAAUAUAAUAAUAAUUGCAUAAUAUGUUAGUAUACAGUUUGCCAUACUAAUAAAUAUAAAAUUUACUAUCUAUGUUAAUUAACAGUCUCAAAUAAAAUUGUAUAAAUUUUGUAUUUCCUUACCGAUAUAAGAAAUUGUAUAUUAUAUUACCACUGUCCAAACGACUAAUUUUUCUUAUACAUUUUAAUAAGUCAAUCAUUGCAGCUGUAAAUUUGUUUUCUAAAAUUUGUAUAGUUUUUUCAAAAUCCAUUUUCAGAUUAAGAUGAUUUGUUGGUAACUGAAACAAAGACAAUUAAACAUUUAAGUUUAUUGAAUAUAAUUACCUAAUGAGUACUUAUAACGUACAAUCAAAUUUAUAAUUAAACUCAGCCUGUAGAAAUGUAGCAAUGUUGGAAAAAGUAACAUCAACUAAUCUAAUAACCAUAAAUUGCAAUGUUAUA